Molecule: messenger RNA, 940 nt
Organism: Prorocentrum cordatum
Lineage: Eukaryota; Dinophyceae; Prorocentrales; Prorocentraceae
Source: the annotation of a GenBank genome assembly
GAUACCGAACUACACAGCCAUCUGGACCACGUGCAGCAGCACGCGCCUGGCCCUGUCAAAGCACAGCAUCAGCCGAGUCACGAGCCGCAGGGCGACGAGCACGAUGUGGCGAUCGUACGGAGAGAGAAGCGGAGGAAGACCACGAUCGGAGACGAUGGACCGCGACGCCAGCGCAUCACAGUCACCCAGCAAGUACGGAGGUGGCAAGGGGAAGAAACUCAAUGGCAAGUCGAAUGGAUCCGCCAACGAGGUGAGCAAGGACGACGAGAUGGUGACGAUCGAGAAGCUGUGCCUCAACAACGCACAAAUCGUGCGACAACUCUCGGGCAGCUUGUGGGACUUCUACCUGGUAGAGGGAGAGCACACGCCGUCGGAGGCGGGAGCCAACGAGGGCCAAGAGUACGCCAACAAGGUACAGAACGGAGCGAAGAACAUGGGCUCGCCGCACGUGUACAUCGGAGCGACGUUCUUCGAGGAGCUGGCCAGCCUGACUACUACGCCGUCACCGUACAAAGAGACCCUCGAGCAGUUCGCCAUGCUGAUCAACGUCAUCCACGUGGACCAUUUCGGGGACAUACUGCCGUACUUCAAGGUCAAGAAGGCAUACAGCGAGGCAGGGAUGGGCACGAGAUGGAAGAUACACAUUCUCUUCAACGCGCUGGCGAUGAGCCCGUGGACGGAGGAGAACGAAACCAAGAUCAACCAGCAGCGCGAGGCACAAGGACAGACGCCGAUCAAGCUGGAGCAAGCUCAGACCUACCACCUACGCCAAGCGACACACGUGGCCAUCACGAACAGCGGGGGCAAUGCCAUCGUGGGGGCGCCGCCGCCGAGUGCACUGGAGCGCCGCCUACAGAACUACCUGCGCGAGAGGCAAUUAGCAGCCAAAGGCAGCGUGAGGGCAGCAGAGCUGCUCUCGAGACUCGGCAAACGCAAAUGA